CUUGCAAUCUCUGAAAGAAAAUGGGAAUUCCUUUGCCUGCAAUGAUGCUUCAUGCAACGGAAACUAUCCGACGAUGGUCAGUUUCGAAGCACCAAUGUUCCUACCAAACAUCGAGUGCAGUAAAUGUUGUCCAGAAAGGCCAUUUCGCUGUUUAUGUCGGAGAUGAAGAGAAGAACAGGAGAUUCGUGGUCCCGAUAUCUUACUUGAAGCACCCUUUGUUCCAGGCCUUGUUGAAUCAAGCCGAAGAAGAGUUCGGAUUCGAUCAUCAUACAGUGGGUCGUCUCCUGGUUCCUUGUGCUGAAGAUGAAUUCAUCAAGCUCACGUCUCGAAUAAACCAUGCUUGA
Molecule: messenger RNA, 344 nt
Organism: Hibiscus syriacus
Lineage: Eukaryota; Viridiplantae; Streptophyta; Magnoliopsida; Malvales; Malvaceae
Product: auxin-induced protein X10A-like
Exons: 1
Coding region: 21-344 (107 amino acids)
Biological process (GO): response to auxin
Source: RefSeq, a predicted model, not a curated record